AUGAAUGAUGGGAUGCUGCCCACAAGCAUGCAGACCCCAGACCAGGUGGACGUGAAGCUCCCUGAACCUCUUCCCGACAGAACUGUGCAUCCUGCAGAGACGUCCACCUUCCAAAGCACCUCCAAGACGCCGGCUUACCACUCUUCCCUAGUGGACCCUGACACCAAACUCACUGGAAGCAUGGUACCGUUGCCUAUCAGAAGUCAAUUCAAAGGACCCACCCCUAGAGAAACAAAAGAUACAGAUAUUGUGGAUGAAGCCAUCUAUUACUUCAAGGCCAAUGUCUUCUUCAAAAACUAUGAAAUUAAGAAUGCAGCUGAUAGGACCUUGAUAUAUAUAACUCUCUACAUUUCUGAGCGUCUGAAGAAACUCCAAAAGUGCAAUUCUAAAAGCCAAGGCAAUAAAGAAAUGUAUACACUGGGAGCCACUAAUUCUCCCAUUCCCAGAGAGCCUGGUUUUCCACUUAAUGCGAUUUAUGCCAAACCUACAAACAAACAGGCAGAUGAAGUGAUGAGGGCCUACUUACAACAGCUGAGGCAAAAGACUGGACUGAGACUUUGUGAGAAAGUUUUUGACCCUCAGAACGAUAAACCCAGCACGUGGUGGACUUGCUUUGUGAAGAGACAAUUCAUGAAUAAGAGUCUUUCAGGAUCUGGACAGUAA
Messenger RNA from Hippopotamus amphibius kiboko, 663 nucleotides. RefSeq names its product actin-related protein 2/3 complex subunit 3-like. Gene Ontology annotation, cellular component: Arp2/3 protein complex; cytoskeleton. Gene Ontology annotation, molecular function: actin filament binding. The transcript is spliced from 3 exons. Gene Ontology annotation, biological process: Arp2/3 complex-mediated actin nucleation; regulation of actin filament polymerization. Bases 1 to 663 code for a protein of 220 amino acids. Lineage: Eukaryota; Metazoa; Chordata; Mammalia; Artiodactyla; Hippopotamidae. The record is from RefSeq and is a predicted model, not a curated record.